Molecule: messenger RNA, 4215 nt
Organism: Brassica napus (rape)
Lineage: Eukaryota; Viridiplantae; Streptophyta; Magnoliopsida; Brassicales; Brassicaceae
Product: myb-binding protein 1A
Exons: 8
Coding region: 70-3993 (1307 amino acids)
Biological process (GO): regulation of DNA-templated transcription
Cellular component (GO): nucleolus
Molecular function (GO): transcription factor binding; DNA binding
Source: RefSeq, a predicted model, not a curated record
UCACAUCCUUUUUUAAAGCUUUGCCCUCUUUCUUCAAAGCAAAAUCGCGGCUUCUCAGUUUCACCAUCAAUGGGUAGUAAGAAGAGAAGCAGCGCCGAUUCAUCGGAAGAUGUCGAGAAGAAGAACCACACCGAUUCCUUCAUGAAGAAGAAGAAGAAAUCCAAGCGUGAUAAGAUGAACGCUGACGAUUCCGAUGCCGCGGCGGCGGCGGCGGCGCCUCAUCCCGGCGUCGCGUGUACCGGUAAAGACAUGGAGAAGAGGAAGAAGAGGAAAGCUUCUGACAAGGAGAGAAAACGCGCCGCUCUCGAUAACGACGGCGACCUUCCCCGGCCGGCAAAGCCCCCUGCGGCGGUGGUUUCCGAAUCGAACUCCGACGGCCCUGAAACGUCUUCCGCCGCCGCCGCAUCUUCCUCUUUGCCGGAGUUGCCUCUUAGCUAUUUCAGAGACUUGGCUUCUCCUGAGGGUUCCGUUAGAGAAGCGGCUGCUACCUCAUUGGUGACGAGGCUGCAAGAGAUUCAGAAGCAGUACGAGAUGUUGCCUGAUAAGGAAUCCGUCGACGGAGGAUUGAUGCUCGAAGCUGAGAAGAACGACGGUUUGGAUAACUGUGCGCCGCAUCUCAGAUACGCUCUACGGAGGCUUAUUCGUGGUGUCUCUUCUUCAAGAGAGUGUGCAAGACAAGGAUUUGCUUUGGGGCUGACGUUACCUGUUAGCUUAAUCUCUAGCAUUAAUGUGGAGUCGCUACUGAAGCUCAUUUCUGAUUCUUUGUCCGUGUCUUCAUCCAUGAAGGGACAGGAUGUAAAAGAAUGCUUAUUGGGUAGGUUGUUUGCGUACGGUGCGCUAGCACGAUCUGGAAGACUUGUUGAAGCCUGGAAGUCUGAUAAAGACUCUCAGAUCAUCAAAGAGUUUACCAAUGCUCUCAUUGGUCUUGCUGCGAAGAAACGUUACUUGCAGGAGCCAGCUGUUCAUGUUCUUCUAGACUUUGUUGAGAAGCUGCCUGCUGAAGCUGUUGUGACUCAUGUUAUGGAAGCUCCAGAGCUUCAUAAGUGGUUUGAACAAGCCACCGAGGAUGGAAACCCUGAUGCUUUGCUCCUAGCGCUCAAUCUCCGUGAGAAGAUUUCAGUUGAUCAUCCUGUCUUUGGCAAGCUUCUACCAGUUCCUUUCAGUUCCGGGAAGUUUUUUUCUGCUGAUCAUCUCUCAGUCAUUGGUGAUUGCUUGAAGGAAUCUACUUUCUGUCAGCCUCGUGUUCAUAGCUUAUGGUCUGUCAUUCGCGACAUGCUGUUGCCGGAAGCUGUUGUUCAAGGCGAAGAUGUCUCAUCGGCUCCGAGUUCCUCCAAAAAGCAAAAGAGAAACCGCAAGUCCAACCCCAUAGAAGAAGAGGCCACAAAUAACAGUCGGAGUUUCUGCGAAAUUUUUAUGGAAGGAACCCUGCUUUCUUCAUCUCAUGAUCGCAAGCAUUUGGCAUUCGAUAUCCUGCUUCUUCUUCUCCCAAAGCUCCCUGCCAGUUUCGUCCAACACUUCUUAUCGUUGAAGUUUGUUCAGUGCCUCAUGGAUAUACUCUCCACAAAGGACUCUUGGCUGCAUAAAGUUGCAACUCAUUUCCUCGCGGAGUUGAUAGAUUGGGUGAAAGACGAUGAUACCAAGAGGGUGGCUGUUACCAUGGCUCUUCAGAAACACAGUGAAGGAAAGUUUGACAAUAUUACGCGUACAAAAACUGUGAAAGAUCUAGCUGCUGAUUUUGAAACUGAAGAGGGUUGCACGCUUUUCCUCCAGAACUUGAUGAACUUGUUUGUGGAUGAACAGCAUGUUCCUGAGGAACCUUCAAGUAUGAAAUGGGCGCUAGAACCUUCCUCUCUCAACUCAGAUCAGAGUCAAACAACAGACGAUAAUUCUGAGAUAGGUUCAAACGAGGAGAAGGAUUCGAUUGGAACAACUGUAAACUCAGAUGUUCUGAAAAGCUGGGUCAUUGAGUCUCUCCCUGGCAUUUUAAAACAUGCCAAAUUGUCCCCAGAGGCCAAACUACGAGUGCAGAAGCAGAUCCUGAAAUUUCUAGCUGUUCAAGGUCUAUUUGUGGCUUCUCUAGGCACUGAAGUCACGUCAUUUGAGUUGCAGGAGAAAUUUAAGUGGCCGAAGACAGCUACUCCCACUGCUCUUUGCAAAAUGUGCAUCGAACAGCUUCAGCUACUGCUGUCGAAUUCUCAAAAGAUUGAGAAUCCGAUACCUAAGGAGAGUGGCUUGGAGCAGCCCGAGGAUCCUGUUUCCUACUUCAUGAAAUUUCUUAGCACGCUGCAGAGUAUUCCCUCGGUUUCUCUCUUUCGUUCCUUGAAUGAAGCAGAUGAAAAGGCUGUCAAAGAAUUACAAGAAACAGAAAGUAAACUCUCAGAGGAGGAAAGGAAUUGUGGAUUAUCUGCUGAUGCAAGUAAGUAUCAUGCAUUGAGGCACUUAGUCGUUCAGCUGUUGCUUCAAAUACUCCUCCAUCCGGGAGACUUCUCGGAAGCUGCAAGUGAACUUUCAGUAUGCUGUGACAAAGCUUUCAGUUCCUCCUCUACUGAUGGCGAAGGUGAGGCUGAUGGUGAAGAAGAACCAGCAGUCAUGGAUGUCCUCGUGGACACAUUACUUUCUCUCUUGCCACAUUCUUCAGCUCCAAUGCGAUCUUCCAUUGAGCAGGUUUUCAAGUACUUCUGUCAAGAUGUUACCAAUGAUGGACUGUUGAGAAUGCUACGUGUGAUCAAGAAAGAUCUAAAACCGGCUAGACAUCAGGACGACCAAGACUCUGAGGAUCUUGACGAUGAUGAAGAUCUUCUGGCUAUUGAAGAUGAAGAAGAAGAAGAAGAAAACGAGGAAAUGGGUGAGACUGGUGAGAGCGAUGAUCCAACUGACGAUUCUGAAACAGUUACUGGCGUUGCCCGUAUGGCAGUUGACAGAGAAGCUCCUGAAAAUUCGGAUGACUCUGAUGACUCUGAAGAAGAAGAAGAUGAUGGGAUGGAUGACGAUGCAAUGUUCCGUAUGGACACUUAUUUGGCACAGAUAUUCAAGGAGAAGAGGAAUCAAGCUGGCGGCGAAACUGCUCAGUCCCAGCUUGUGCUGUUUAAACUCCGUGUCCUAUCCCUUCUCGAAAUCUACCUUCAUGAAAAUCCAGGUAAUCCUCAAGUUAUGACAGUGUACUUAAACCUAGCUCAGGCACUAGUGAACCCAAGCACUGCAGAAAGUAGUCAGCAGCUUUUACAGCGUAUAUGGGGUAUCAUCCAGAAGAAGAUCUUCAAGGCUAAAGAGUUAUUCAAGGAUGAAUCUAUUGAACUACCUGCACUUGCUUCUUUAUUGGAGAAGAAUCUUAAACUGGCGGCAAAGCCAUUCAAGAGUAAGAAGUCAGGUGUUGAUCCUUCCAAGAAGAUGCAGUCUGCUGCGUGGAACCGACACAAGAUGAUCGCUAACCUUGCCCAGAACUCAACCUACUGGGUUCUGAAGAUAAUCGACUUGAGAAAGUUCUCAGAGACCGAACUGGAGAAGAUCGUGGAUGUGUUUAGGAGUGUCCUUGUCGGGUACUUUGAUAGCAGCAAGAAGUCUCAGAUAAAGGUAGACUUUCUUGAGGAAGUGUUUAGAAGGAGACCGUGGAUUGCACACCAGCUGUUUGGAUUUAUUCUGGAGAAAAUUGUUAAUCCGAAGGUUGAGUAUCGUAGAGUGGAAGCUCUUGAAUUGAUCUCUGAAGCUUUAAGGUCGUUGGCUCCUAUAGGCAAAGAGACGCAAGAAGAGUCGAAGAAGAAAAUGAAGAGCCAUCUGGUGAAACUGAGUCAUUUUAUUAAAGUGCUUGUUACAAAUAUGCCGGAGAAGCAAGCAAGGCGGGCUAAGGUGCGCAAGUUCUGUGGCAGGGUCUUUAGAAUGGUCUCUUCGUUGAAACUCACCAAGUCUCUCCUCAAGGGUUUGGGAGAAGAUGGCCAAACAGCUUGUGAAACUGCACUUGGUCAUCUGUUUAUGAAUCUCAAGAACACUGAGGAUUAAUAGGCAUACAACCAGAAUCACCUGGUGAAAACAAUCUUCCUUUUUCAUGUUUUUUCUCUCUCAUCUUUUUGUUUUUUGCUGAAUGAAACUAGAAGGAUCUGAAUCUAAGUUUGAAUUGGAUUUCCCUUAUUUAUUUGAUUCCUGAAUUUCUACGUUACUUACAUUGGUCACUUUGUUUGUCCUCAAUAGAUGUUUAUUGAUAGUUCAGCGGUUAUGUUUUCA